GUUCGUUAUCGGCGGGGGUCUCACCUCGCCGCACGGGGGGAUUAGCUCGCGCGCGUUUCACUUCCACACGUACACUCUCUCUUUCUCGUGGUUUCGUGAGUCGCCCGAAUGCUGGCCCGGUCGCGUCAAUCUGUUGCACUUGGCGCGGUCGAGGGUGCGUGCCGUGCCGGCGUGUCGGCCCCGCGCUCAAAUCUUCCUUAACCCCUAGCCUAUACCGUGGACCUUUGUGAAUUGUUUAAUUGCGCGUGAUCGUUUAAUUAGGAGGCAAUUAGCGUGCGUGAUUUGACAGUUGAUGGAAUGUAUGGUUCCAAUUGUAUAUGUGUGUGUGUUUCGGAUAUCGUUUCAGGCACGACCGUAUCGCCAGGAUGCCUCGGGUGAGGAGACAAGUGAUCCUGGAGGAUCCGGCCAGGCCGGUUACCCCGGACAUGGUGGAGACGAAGCUGUUGAAGGCCGAGUUCCUGGAUGACGGUUCUCUAGACGAGAUCCAACCUCCAAAAGUGGCGGAGGAGACGCCAAGCCCUCAUCUGCAGGAUCACCAGUAUGGGCAGACGCCUUGUUAUCAGAUGACGAGGAAACCUGCGCAACCACCACCAAGAGCUGAGAUAUCAGUUCAAGCGGUAAAAAGAAGACUGAACUUGGAGGUGGGGACAACUGGUCCCAGCCAGUCCGCCUUCAAAGCACCCCGGGGUAAACGUAGAAGAUCCGGCUCGAAUUCUCUAGCUGGUCACACACCUACCAAAAGUAAAACUGUAGAGAGGACACGGUACGACACGUCUUUGAGCUUACUCACGAAGAAGUUCAUUCACUUGGUCGAGAGUAGUCAGGACGGCGUGGUGGACUUGAAUAUAGCGUCGGAGAAGCUGGAGGUACAAAAACGUCGUAUAUACGACAUCACUAAUGUUUUAGAGGGCAUCGGUAUCUUAGAGAAGAAAAGCAAAAACAAUAUCCAGUGGAAGGGCGGUCAGUUACCGAACAAUCGGAAUGACAUCGCCAAUCUCAAAAGGGAGGUCGCGGAUUUGGAGGCUAAAGAGAAUACCCUGGAUCAGUUGAUUCACGGUGCCGCUAAGAACCUCCGUGAAUUUACCAACGCAGACAGACAAUACGCUUAUGUGACGUAUCAUGAUUUACGUUCAGUCUCAAUGUACAAAGACCAAGUUAUUAUGGCUGUGAAAGCCCCGAGGGAAUCCUCCCUCCAUGUCCCACAUCCGAUCGAUAACAACGGUCAACAAAAGCUUCAAAUGCACAUGAAGUCGGAACAUGGAGAGAUAGAUGUAUUUCUGUGUCCUGAUGAACCUACAGUCAAAACGUUACCCUAUGCCGGGUACGUGACAACGCAAUCUGUGCCUCAAUCAAAAGAAUCCGAUAUAUCUUGUUUGCCUCCUGAAUUGUUGGUUAAUCGAGAAAGCGACGUGCGAAUCGAUCCAGUACCUACCGCUGACGAGAGUUUCAUAAAUACUCGUUUGAGUACUCCUAUAAUAACUGCAGUUACCAGUCUAUCGAGCAUGAAGGAUGCCUUCUUAUGCGAAUCCGAUGAUUAUGGACCAAUGGGCGGUGGCAAAUUCCAACUCCAAACAGAGGACCAAAUCAGCCCAGAUCUGAGUACUCUCGAUUUUGGAGAACUAUUAACUUUGGAGCCGCCUCUCUCCGAAAACGACUACUCGUUCUCGUUAGGCACCGAGGAGGGUCUUUCGGAUCUCUUCGAUUUUAAAUUCUAGGAAUAUCGCUUAUAUUGCACGAGCAUUCGUGUCGUUUUGGGCUGCUCCUCAAAUGAACGGAAUCGUCUCGUCAGUUUUACAAUGCGCCUUCGCGUUACGCAGUGGUGGAUGGUUAGCAGUUUCGUUCCGCGCGUCGAUCUUCGUGAGAAAUCGCGAGCAUGCAAAAAUCUUUUUCUUUAUUUAUUGUUUCUCAUACAUGUUUCCUCAAACACGCAAUUUUCUAUCUGGAGUAUUUUCCACACUUUUUGUACUUACAAAAGUAAGUACAAAGGGAGUUAAAAGAAUGAUAAACGUGAGAUAAUUGAGGCACGCUUAGGUGCAAUUUCAUAAAUUUUAUACUGCAGAAAUCAAAGACAGAUUAUGCAAAUUGCAGAAUGCCUUAUAUUUUUUUGUAGAAUAAUAUUAUACUUGUCAAUUUAUUAUUGUUCGUCACAGAUAAAAUUAUAAGGAAUGUUAUUGAUAUUACCUGCAUCAGAAAAUUUUAACCUUUUUUUUGCACGCACGUUUCAUCUCGGAAUAUCUCGUGGUUGUAUUUUAAUUUUUUAUUGUGGAUCAGAAACUCUGAAUGCGAAAUAACUGAGAACCGCGAGACACAGGACAAACAUAUCACAAUAUUUUUAAAAUAGGUGUUUCCGGCUUGAUAUACGAUUUGCGAUGAUCACGUUUGCGGAAUGGAUUGCAAAAACAAAGAGGCAGGAGAGGGUUGAAAAGAUAAAAGAAUGUACGCGUUGUGUGUAUUAGUGUGUUUGUGUAUUUGUAUGUGUGUGCGCCUGCGUAUGUGUGUAAGGAAAGAAAAAGAGAAGGAUUGAAAGGCGAAGGCGCUUUUUCGUGCAAUCUGUAAUAAUAUUGUAAAUUGAACUAAGAGAUAGAAGAAAAAGUGUAUGUGGGAAUUCAGAGAGAGGACAGACUGUACUCGUGUCGGACAACGAUCUAAUUGCUCUUCGUAGUUGUCCAAUUGCAAAAUGAAUGAAUGAGAUGGUUGAAGUCAUCGAAUUCUUUCUGGUACGAAGUUUUGUUUGACGGUGAGAGAAAGAUGGAAAAAACGAGAAUGUGAGGAUCACUUUGCGUGCGCGUGCGAAAUGCGACUGUGUGCGUAUAUUAUUGGGACUCGGAUGAUUUCCCACAUUAUAUGCAACAGUAGAAUCCUCCCCCUCGCGGACGAUGUAUGUUUUUUAAUGGAUACAUAUUGCCUUGUUAAUGAAUCGUUCGACAGUAUGGUAAUCUUAUUUCGCAGUACUUUUGUAACUCUGACCGGUCGAGAAAUGGCAAAUCAAGAUAAAUAAACGUCCGUUUUUCAUUUUAAAAACAUUAUUUUAUUCCUCGUUAUUUAUAGAUGGGAAAUGUGAAACACGAUAAGUAGUCGUUUUACAAAUUGUGUUUCUAGCCGAUUUAUAGGAGAAGUAAAAAACGCUGAUUAGCUUUUUAUUAGUGUCACGGGGACGCACGUCAGAUAAAGUUAAAACAUACAUAUAUACAGAGUGGCGAAAAAUGAGUGAAAGAUCUUAAACUAUAUUGUCAUAUUUAAAUGCGCGUUUAAUCCCAAUUCGCAACAAUCAUAUCGUCUAAGAUCCUGAGAUUUAAGACACUAUAUUCUGGACUUGAUCACGGGAUUCUUUUUUAAAGAGAUUUUCUUGCCGGUGUGAACAUUUGAAUAUUGUCGAGUAAACGCAGUGCUGGAAUUGUUUUAUCGAGCGAGGUUUCAUAUUUAGAGACACUUCUUCUUGUUCCUCGAGAUCUCAAGGAUAUAAUGGAAAAAUUUGCAAGUCCCUCAAAGGAUGUACCCUAAUGUACAACUUGGUGUACGUCCAAAGCCAUAGUGCCUACACAAAAUAAUGAUCAUACCCUUCUGCAAUUGUAAAUACUUUACAAGAAAUAAUUAUACAAAUGUAAGCUCGCAUCAUAAAUAUACGUAUGUAUACAUUAUAUACAUCCCACACACAUGCACAUAUAUAUGUAUACUUAUAUAUGAGCGUGUAAAGAAUAUAACAAAUGAAUAGACAUUGCGAACAUUUCGUUAUAUGUAUGUAAUUAUAUCGUAAAAGUACGAAUUAGUUUUAAUAUUAUUAUUAUUAUUAUUAUUAUUAUUAUUAUUAUUAUUAUUAUCAUUAAUUAUUGAAACGUAUUAAAAAUAAAACAAAAUAUUAGUUUAUAAUUUCAUUUAAAUAUGUAUGUAUAUAUACACAUAUAUAUGCGUACAUGUACAUGUACGCGUAGUGUGUAUUUACAUUUAUAGCGAAGGGACGUUGUGCAGGAUAACGAGAUUGCUUGUUGCAUUAAAUGCAUAUUAAAACUCGAAUUAAAAAUUGAAUGUUAAAUAUAUUAACAGUAAUGAAUAAUUUAAUUUAUUGUAUGUAAUAUUUUCAUGAUCUGUGGUGCGAUAAUUCCAUGGGAUUUUAUCUUUUUUAAGAUUAAGGAGACAUUAAUUCGGAUACAACAGUUUUUUAUUGGAUUAGAUUUUUUUCGAAAUGUCUCAAUAAAAUCGGUAUAUUAUUCGCGUUGUUACAAAUGUUACGAAAAAAAGUACGUGCAUAUGGAAAUGAGGAGACGGUUAAUGAUGUGACCUAAUCAAUAUCGCAAUUGCAGAUUGUUACUUUGCACAAUGUUUGCCGCGCUCCCGUUCGCGAUGGCCGGGAGGAAUUGUAUUAAUCCUGUUUUCAUUUUCCAUUUACACUAACCAACAUCGAGCGCUUUUUUUAUAUGGUCACGAAAAGACGACGAGAGGUUGAAUAGGAAAGUGGAGUAUACGUGUGUUGAAUAUGAAAGUAUGUGAGAGAGAAAGAGAAAAAAAGAGUGUGUGAACGCGUGAAAGGAAGAUUUAUUAGUUCGCCAUCGUGAGUAGUGUAGAUUUUGUGACAACGCGUUUUACGUAUACGCGCUUCUUUCGAUCAGUAUAUAUUUGAGAGACUGUUCGAAAUUGAUGGCAAACACGAUUAAACUGAUCGAUCGAUCAGAGGAGAAAUUUGGAAGCUGAAAAAGAAACAGAAGAACAAAAGAAGAUAUCGAUGUAUCAUUACCACGAACGAACAUUUUGUCACGUUUUAAUGGGUCCAGCCCACUAAAAGAACACCGCAGAGAAGAAAGUUGCAAAAUAUAAUCUUAUGUAACAUCGUA
Molecule: messenger RNA, 4826 nt
Organism: Monomorium pharaonis (pharaoh ant)
Lineage: Eukaryota; Metazoa; Arthropoda; Insecta; Hymenoptera; Formicidae
Product: transcription factor E2F3
Exons: 7
Coding region: 318-1715 (465 amino acids)
Biological process (GO): regulation of transcription by RNA polymerase II
Cellular component (GO): RNA polymerase II transcription regulator complex
Molecular function (GO): protein dimerization activity; DNA-binding transcription factor activity, RNA polymerase II-specific; RNA polymerase II cis-regulatory region sequence-specific DNA binding
Source: RefSeq, a predicted model, not a curated record